AGUCACGUGACCAAUUUGGCGCGCUGGCUGGUAGACCCUGCGCUUGCCGUUUGUUAGGCUUAGCUGCUGUUGUCCUAUCAGCGUUGUAUUCAACACUGUCAAUUUUCUCUUCCAUUUUCCCAAUUAUCUUCGCAUCAUCAUGGAUGUAGCCGAACAAGCUGUGCGAACAAAUCAGGUGAAGGAUCAGGUUGGAGAACGAUGCCAGAAAUUAUUCCAGGAUUUUCUUGACGAAUUUUCUGCUGAUGGAGAGACGAAGUACCUGGCAGCUGUCCAAGACUUGAUUCGGCCAGAGCGGAACACGCUGACUGUCAGCUUCGAGGAUAUAGAGUCGUACAACCAGCAGCUCGCCACAACUGUCCUGGAGGAAUAUUACAGGGUGUAUCCAUUCCUGUGUCGCGCUGUCAGAAAUUAUGCCAAAGACUGGGGUCAGAUCCCGGCGGGGAAAGAGUUCUACCUCAGCUUGACUGAUGUUCCAACCAGGCUUAAGGUGCGUGAGAUGACGACAGUGAAGAUUGGCUCGUUGCUACGCAUCACAGGUCAGGUGGUGCGCACUCAUCCGGUGCACCCCGAGCUGGUCAGUGGCACAUUCGUCUGUCUGGAUUGCCGCACAGUCAUCAAGGAUGUGGAGCAGCAGUUCAAGUACACACAGCCGACUAUCUGUCGUAACCCAGUGUGUGCUAACAGAUCUCGGUUCAUGUUGGAUGUCAACAAGUCGAGAUUUGUGGACUUUCAGAAAGUGAGAAUCCAGGAGACACAAGCUGAAUUGCCUCGUGGAAGCAUCCCCAGAAGCGUUGAGGUUAUUUUGCGAGCUGAAGCAGUGGAAACAGCCCAGGCUGGCGAUCGUUGUGACUUCACAGGCACCCUUAUUGUUGUUCCCGAUGUGGGCUCCAUGUCAUUGCCAGGAGCAAGUGCUGAAACAUCUUCCAAAGUUAGCCGCGGUGCUGAGGGCUACGAAACUGAGGGUGUGAGGGGGCUGAAGACUCUCGGUGUUCGCGAUUUGACGUACAAGCUGGCGUUCUUGGCCUGCACCGUCACACCGAACAACUCUAGGCUGGGUUCCCUUACCUUCCGGGAGGAGGAGAUCACGGCAGAGGCUCUGAAGAAGCAGAUGAGUGAUGAGGAGUGGCAGACAGUGUACGAGAUGAGCCAGGACAAGAAUCUCUACACCAACUUCUGUAGCAGUCUUUUCCCCACAAUACAUGGAAAUGAUGAGAUCAAACGAGGCGUGCUUCUCAUGUUGUUUGGUGGUGUACCGAAGGUGACGACUGAGAAGACACAUCUCCGUGGAGACAUCAACGUCUGUGUGGUCGGUGACCCCAGCACGGCCAAGUCUCAGUUCCUGAAGCAGGUGGAGGAGUUUUCUCCCCGUGCUGUGUACACCAGUGGCAAGGCUAGUAGCGCUGCUGGGUUGACGGCUGCGGUGGUUAGGGAUGAAGAGUCUCAUGAGUUUGUGAUUGAGGCGGGUGCACUGAUGUUGGCGGACAAUGGCGUGUGUUGUAUCGACGAGUUUGACAAGAUGGAAGCUCACGACCAGGUGGCUAUUCACGAGGCUAUGGAACAGCAGACCAUCUCCAUUACCAAGGCUGGAGUGCGGGCUACAUUGAAUGCAAGGACCUCUAUCUUGGCUGCAGCUAAUCCGAUCGGCGGCCGCUACGACAGAACCAAGUCGCUCAAACACAACAUCAACAUGAGUGCGCCCAUUAUGUCUCGGUUUGACCUGUUCUUUAUCUUGGUGGACGAAUGCAACGAGGUGACUGACUACGCCAUCGCCCGUCGCAUCGUGGACCUACACAGUCGCUCGGAGGAAUCUGUUGACCGCAUCUACUCUGUGGAAGACAUGCAGAGGUACAUCAUGUUUGCCCGCCAGUUCAAACCCAAGAUCAGCGGCGAAUCAAAGGAUUACAUGGUGGAGGAGUACAAACGUCUGCGUCAGCGUGACAGUUCAGGGGCUGGUUCGUCCUCCUGGAGGAUCACUGUGCGCCAGUUAGAGAGUAUGAUACGUCUGUCGGAGGCCAUGGCCCGCAUGCACUGCUCCGAUGAGGUUCAGCCUCGGCAUGUGAAGGAAGCAUUCCGGCUUUUGAACAAAUCCAUCAUCCGUGUAGAGCAGCCCGACAUCCAUUUGGAGGAUGAGCCGGAGCCUGUGCAGGACAUGGAACUGGACGAAAACACAGAACCUGCGCAGCCAGCUGCCCCCACAGAGGAAGUGGUUUCAGGAGCGAGCCCACCUCCUGCUGCUGCGGCCAAGGCAGCGAUGAGACUGUCGUACGAGGACUACAAACACAUGGCCAACUUGCUGGUGCUGCACAUGCGGAGACGUGAGGAGGAGGCAGGUGAGGAUGAGACUGGGCUGAGGAAAAGUGACGUGAUUGGCUGGUAUCUGACAGAGAUUCAGGAUGAUAUCCAAUCAGAAGAGGAACUGAAUGAGAAGAGAACGGUUGUGGAAAAAGUCAUCGACAGACUAAUACAUCACGACCAUGUGUUGAUCCAGCUGACGCAGACAGGCCUCAAGACGCGGCCGGGACAGGAAGCUGAACUUGUGAGGGAGGAGGAUCCCAUCAUUGUGGUCCAUCCCAACUACAACAUUCAGGAUUAGAGCAACAGACUAUUUUGUGAUGUGGGUAUCAAUAUGUGACAAAUGUGUGUACAGGGGGAUGAAGCUAUGUGUUGGAAACUGACAAUGGCCAGCAGAAUCUCUGAUCUCAAGACGUCAGGUCACGUGGCUUUAGCGAGUACAGAUGUGGCGAGUGUUUUCACUAGAGCUGGGCAAGGAGUCGCUUUAGCAAAAAUCCGGAUAAUAUGUUAGUGCACCUCUUCGGCAAAUAUGAUAGAAUCGCUUCUGCAAAUG
Aplysia californica (California sea hare) is the source of this 2845-nucleotide messenger RNA. Its product is annotated as zygotic DNA replication licensing factor mcm6-B. The transcript is spliced from 17 exons. Lineage: Eukaryota; Metazoa; Mollusca; Gastropoda; Aplysiida; Aplysiidae. The record is from RefSeq and is a predicted model, not a curated record. Gene Ontology annotation, biological process: double-strand break repair via break-induced replication; mitotic DNA replication; DNA replication initiation. Gene Ontology annotation, molecular function: single-stranded 3'-5' DNA helicase activity; single-stranded DNA binding; ATP binding. Gene Ontology annotation, cellular component: nucleus; MCM complex. Bases 140 to 2593 code for a protein of 817 amino acids.